AGGGAUACAGCACAGCAGCAGCAUUGAAGCGCAGUGGUCACAUCAUCUAGUGGCUUUGUCGCAUGCAACUUAUUUUUGCGAUUUUUUUUUUUGCCAUCUGUCAUCUAUUCUGUGAUUUAAAUGCCAGAAGUUUAUACUACAGAGGGAACCAUAUUCUUUUCUUUGGUCAAAGAGACAUGAAGCUUCUACAUGGGAUUCCUGCACUGGCUCUACGCAGCCUCACCAGGCCGCAAAGGCUGCAGCGACGGAUGUUUCUGUGUAUGCGAAUCUGUACACCAGGCACCACAUCCAGCCAAAAUCAUAGCACUGAGGCAAGGUCCAGAACAAACCACUGGAAAUGGGGACUCUCCACGGCUGGAGCUCUGUUGGGUUUAGGUUCUUUCUUGAUUUAUGAGACCCAGAGGAGAAAGGUUGCACAUGCAGAUUCUGAGGAGCAGUCUACCAUUACCUCCUUCUACCACCAGUACACACGGGAGGAUGUGAAGAAACACAAAAGCCUUGCUGACAGGGUGUGGGUAACCUAUGCGGGAGAAGUGUUUGACAUUACGGAUUUUGUGGAACUGCACCCUGGAGGGGAAAAAAUCUUGCUGGCUGCAGGGGGAGCUCUAGAACCUUUCUGGGCACUUUAUGGCGUUCACAAGAAUGAACAUGUUAUGGAAAUCUUGCAAGAGUACAAGGUGGGAGUACUUGGUCCUGAUGAGAAGGAGUCACAUGACUUUUCUGAUCCCUAUGCUAAUGAUCCUCCUCGACAUCCUAUUCUGAAGGUCAAUAGCCAAACACCUUUUAAUGCUGAACCCCUCCCAGACAUUCUUACUGAGCACUUUAUCACUCCAAGUGAGUUGUUUUUCAAGAGGAACCACCUGCCAGUGCCAGACAUCAACCCUGAUGAAUUCCAGUUAAUCAUAGAAGGACCUCAUGAAGCAGAUCAGAGUAAACCAUUAAAUCUAUCGCUCAAUGAACUAAAGACGAAGUUUCCCCGGUAUGAGAUUACUGCCACCUUGCAGUGUGCUGGAAACCGGCGCGCUGAGAUAAAUGCAGUGAAACCAGUAAAGGGAUUAGACUGGGAUAUAGCAGCAAUCAGUACUGCUCGCUGGGCCGGAGCACGUUUAAGGGACGUUUUGCUGUAUGCUGGAUACACGGAGGACACACCUAAUGCACAUCAUGUCCACUUUGAAGGAUUAGAUCAAGAUAUAACAGGAACAAAUUAUGGGGCGUCCAUCUCCUUUAAGCGUGCAAUGAGUAAAGAGAAUGACGUGCUGCUGGCUUAUGAAAUGAAUGGAGAGGAGCUACCAAGAGACCAUGGCUUUCCUUUAAGGACUAUUGUGCCAGGCGUGGUGGGUGCCCGCAAUGUAAAGUGGCUGGGACGAAUAGUGGUGAGUGCAGAGGAGAGUGCCAGCCAUUGGCAGCAGAAUGAUUACAAGGGUUUCAGCCCAUCUGUGGAUUGGGACACAGUAGAUUUUUCCUCCUCUCCGGCCAUACAGGAACUGCCUGUGCAAUCUGCAAUUACAGAGCCACGUCCUGGGAAGACUGUCGCCCCUGACGCUGAUGGAAAAAUUACUGUCAAGGGCUAUGCAUGGAGUGGAGGUGGGAGAGAGGUUGUACGGGUGGAUGUGUCUCUGGAUGAAGGGAAGACAUGGAAGGUUGCAGAGCUAACAGGGAUGGGGCAGAAGGAUGGACAGGCAUGGGCAUGGAAACUGUGGAAAUUAGAAGAGACUGUGCCUUCCAGCGUCAAGGAACUGACAAUUAUUUGCAAAGCUGUAGACAGUAGCUAUAAUGUGCAGCCAGAUACUGUGGCUCCACUAUGGAACUUGCGCGGAGUAUUGAGCAAUGCAUGGCACCGUGUACAAGUCACCGUGGAUGCAUAAACAUGGAUAAGCUGUAUGAUUGACAGUAAUUUCUUGUGCCCUUUCUACAGCAGUGCAGUAGCCUUUCAUCCAAUUUGCUUUUGUCUUGUAUAUAGGUUUUUUCUCUUCUAUAUUACUAAUGUAUAUUGGGCCUAAUUCAAGGUUGACUGCAAAACAACAUUUUCCUCUAAUGGGCAAAACCAUGGGGGUAAUUCAGAGUUGAUGGCAGUAGCAAAUUUGUUAGCAGUUGGGCAAAACCAUGGGGUCAUUCCGAGUUGUUCGCUCGCAAGCUGCUUUUAGCAGCUUUGCACACGCUAAGCCUCCGCCUACUGGGAGUGAAUCUUAGCUUCUUAAAAUUGCGAACGAAAGAUUUGCAAUAUUGCGAUAAGACAUCUCUGUGCAGUUUCUGAGUAACUCGAGACUUACUCUGCCAGUGCGAUCAGUUCAGUGCUUGUCGUUCCUGGUUUGACGUCACAAACACACCCAGCGUUCGCCCAGACACUCCUCCGUUUCUCCAGCCACUCCCGCGUUUUUCCCAGAAACGGUAGCGUUUUUUCACACACACCCAUAAAACGGCCAGUUUCCGCCCAGAAACACCCACUUCCUGUCAAUCACAUUACGAUCACCAGAACGAAGAAAAAACCGUGAGUAAAAUUCCUAACUGCAUAGCAAAUUUACUUGGCGCAGUCGCAGUGCGGACAUUACGCAUGCGCACUAAGCGGAAAAUCGCUGCGAUGCGAAGAAAUUUACCGAGCGAACAACUCGGAAUGAUCCCCCAUGUGCACUGCAGGUGGGGCAGAUAUAACAUUUGCAGAGAGAGUUAGAUUUGGGUGGGUUAUUUUGUUUCUGUGCAGGGUAAAUACUGGCUGCUUUAUUUUUACACUGCAAUUUAGAUUUCAGUUUGAACACACCCCACCCAAAUCUAACUCUCUCUGCACAUGUUAUAUCUGUCCCCCUACCCCCUGCAGUGCACAUGGUUUUGCCAAACUGCUAACAAAUUUGCUGCUGUGAUCAACUCUGAAUUACCCCCCAUGUGCACUGCAUGUGGGGUAGAUGUAACGUGCAGAGAUAGAUUUGGGUGGGUUAUUUUGUUUCUGUGCAGGGUAAAUACUGAAUGCUUUAUUUUUACACUGCAAUUUAGAUUUCAGUUUGAGCCAACCCAAAUUUAACUCUCUCUGCACAUGUUAUAUCUGCACCACCUGCACUGCACAUGGUUUUACCCAUUAGAGGAAAAUGGUGUUUUGCAUUCAACCUUAAAUUAGGCUCAUAGUGCUAACCUGGAACCCUUAAUUAUAUUAUUAACCCAUGAUACUUUUUACAACCUAUAACAAUUGCAGGGGUACUAAUGUGUCCUUAGUGAACGGAUCAUAGGAAAGCAAGGCUGGCUUAUUUUAUUAUUUAUUUAGACAUUUUUUUUUGCAUGUUCAUCUCUCAUAGAGAUUAGUUGCCUUUAUGCUCAGGGAGCAAUUGACUAUCUGGAUAGACCCUUGCUCUAAUACGGCCAGUGCUGCUAGAAACACCUGUACUAGCAGUGAGGUGUUAUAAUAGAACUGUAGUGCCAUAAGAUUGUGAGUCUAAGGUUUAAAAGACAAAAAAAGAAUUAGUGUGGGGGAGGGGGGGGGGGGUGGUGACGGGCAGAGUGACUUUUCCCACCCAGUGACAUGCAUAGGAGGAGUCUAUAAUUCAGUGUGUAUAUCAUGUACAUUUCUUGGGCAGCCUGUAUAGCUUAUGUACCUGUUUGUUGCCAGUUUGCUGAGAUAUUGUGUAUAAAUAUAUUGAUAGAA
Messenger RNA from Pseudophryne corroboree (corroboree frog), 3628 nucleotides. RefSeq names its product sulfite oxidase (gene SUOX). Bases 63 to 1865 code for a protein of 600 amino acids. Gene Ontology annotation, cellular component: mitochondrion. Gene Ontology annotation, biological process: sulfur compound metabolic process. The transcript has 4 exons. Gene Ontology annotation, molecular function: heme binding; sulfite oxidase activity; molybdopterin cofactor binding. The record is from RefSeq and is a predicted model, not a curated record. Lineage: Eukaryota; Metazoa; Chordata; Amphibia; Anura; Myobatrachidae.